GCGCAUUGAGACAUUACAUAGCGAGGGGAAGCGCAAGCUUGCUUCGUUCAGUAUUUUUUGUUGCAUCAACAACACAACUACGAUUCACCUCUUCUUGUAACGAUGUGGACCGAAAUCGGGAAGCUAAUGAUCUUACAUGUGUUACUAAUGGAGGUCCACUCCACCCGAGGAAGUCAUACCUAUACGGAUUGUGAAACAGGCCAGUUUCAAUGCAAGAACGGAAGGUGCAUACCUACUCUCUGGAGAUGUGAUGAUGAUGACGAUUGUUCUGAUAACAGCGAUGAAGAAAACUGUGCAAAGAAGACGUGUGCGACUACAGACUUUGCCUGUAACAACGGCCAGUGUGUGCCCCAGAGGUGGCGCUGUGACGGGGAGCCGGAGUGUGCUGACGGCUCAGACGAGGCUGACGCUACAUGCAGUCGACAAACGUGCCCCCCUGAGAAGUUUGACUGCGGGGGUUCGGCCAGCAAGUGUGUCUCAUUGUCAUGGCGAUGUGAUGGGGAGAGGGACUGUGAGAACGGAGCGGACGAAGACCAAUGUUCUGCAGACGCCAAGGCCUGCCCCGCCAAGGAGUUUCAGUGCCGUAACAGGAAGUGCGUGGCGCCCAUAUUUGUGUGUGACGGAGAUGACGACUGCGGGGACGGGAGCGACGAGGAGAAGUGUUCCAUCUCCACCUGCGGCCCCCACGAGUUCCGCUGUAACGACUCUGAGUGCAUCCCGGCCCUGUGGAGCUGCGACGGCGACCCGGACUGCAGGGAUAAAUCCGACGAGUCCAUGGAACGCUGUAGUCGCCGGACCGAGCCUCAGAAGCCCCGGUGCCCUGCGGGGGAGUUUCAGUGCGGGAGCGGGGAAUGCGUCCAGCAGAACUGGAAAUGCGACGGAGACGCCGACUGCAAGGACAAAUCUGACGAGGCCCACUGUGCUCUGCUAACCUGCCGUCCUGAUGAGUUCCAGUGUGGCGACGGCUCCUGUAUCCAUGGCACCAAGCAGUGUAACAGGCUCCAUGACUGCCCUGACUUCAGCGACGAAGCCGGUUGUAUCAAUGCUACGAAGUGCAACAGCCCCAGGAAGUUCAUGUGCAGGAACGGAGAGUGUAUCGACAGCAACAAGGUGUGUGACGCCGUCAAAGACUGCAAGGACUGGUCAGAUGAACCUAUGAAAGAGUGCGGUGUGAACGAGUGUGCGGAGAACAAUGGCGGAUGCUCUCACAUCUGCAGAGACCGGAGGAUCGGCUACGAGUGUGACUGUCCCUCUGGGUACAAGCUUAUGGACAAUAAGACCUGUGAAGACAUCGACGAAUGCGAGAACCCUGACGCCUGCAGCCAGAUCUGCGUCAACUACAAAGGCGACCACAAGUGUGAAUGUCACGAGGGCUACGAGAUGGACCCGAGCACCAAGGCCUGCAAGGCAGUGGGGAAGAGCCCGUACCUGAUGUUCACCAAUCGCCACGAGAUCCGUCGUAUAGACCUGGUGAAGAACGAUUACACCCAGGUGGUCCCUACUCUGAAGAACGCUGUGGCCCUGGACGUGGACGUUACCACCAACAAGAUGUACUGGUGCGACCUCUACCACCGUAAGAUCUACAGUGCGUACAUCAACAAGGCCAGUGAUUCAUCAGAACAGGUGACUCUGAUCGAGACAGCUCUCAGCUCUCCAGAGGGACUGGCUGUGGACUGGGUCCACAAGAACAUCUACUGGACCGACUCCGGAGACAAGACCAUCUCUGUCGCCACGGGAGAUGGCAAGAAGAGAAGGGUCCUAAUUGCCACGGAGCUUAGCGAACCGCGGGCUAUUGCUGUGGACCCACGGCAAGGGUUCAUGUACUGGUCUGACUGGGGGACCCGGGCCAAGAUAGAGAAGGCCGGGAUGAACGGAGUGGACCGCCAGGUACUGGUGUCGGAAAGGAUCGAGUGGCCCAACGGAAUCUCUCUGGAUCUAUCUAGCAGACGUUUGUACUGGGUGGACUCGAAGCUGCACUUGCUCUCCAGCGUUGACCUGAACGGAGACAACCGCAAAGUGCUGCUGAGCUCCCAAGACCACCUGGGGCACCCGUUCGCACUCACCGUAUUCGAGGAUCUUGUGUACUGGACAGAUCUGGAGGCUGCGGCUAUCUACAGCGCUAACCGGCUAACUGGACACAACGUGGCUAAGCUAGCAGAACACCUCAACAACCCGUUGGAUGUGGUGGUGUUCCACGAACUGAGACAACCCAAAGCUCCAGACAGCUGUAACAUCGGCAGUCUACCUAACGGGGGCUGUGAGUACCUGUGUCUCAAAGCCCCCCAGAUCACAGACCACUCCCCCAAAUACACCUGUGCCUGUCCGGACGACAUGGAGCUGGGCCCCGACAUGAGACGCUGUGUCAUAGUAAAACCCAAGACCACCACGGCAACUUCUACCACCACCACCACCACCACGCCGGCACCGACUACAACCACGUCGGCCACGACCACAACCACCACCCGAUGUACUUCCACCACCCCUGCUGAAACAACCACCACCACCACGGGGGCUCGCGCGACCUCAACCGCAGAGCCGACGGUGACCUCCACGCCCGUGGCUCAGCCCAGCUCUGCGAGGUCGACUGCAGCUUCUACGACGUCCCAGCCUCCUCACACCCCCGGGACCACGGCUUCAUGGAGGACGCCCCCCUCCACCUCCUCGUCCACCAGCACGUGGCCUAGCGCCUCCACCCCAGGCCCCCGGUCCAUCACCACGCACGGCCCCCCUCUGCCGCCCAAAAACAUCCAGAGAGAUAACGCUAACCUCUCGCACCGCUCUGGUAAUGACCACUAUCUCCUAGGUAACAACAUAACGGUGGCCAUCCUGGGGAUUGUCAUCCCUAUCGUUCCUAUCCUUGCCACAGUGGUCAUCGGCCUCCUCUGCACCGCUGGCUACCUCGUGUGGCGCAACUGGCGCCGGAAGAACACCAAGAGCAUGAACUUCGACAACCCCGUCUACCGCAAGACCACGGAGGACGACGACGACGAGAUCCACAUCGGCCGCACCGGGGAGUCCGUCGGACACAUCUACCCCGCCCGAGUGGCGCUCAGUCUGGAGGAUGACGGAUUCCCCUGAGGGGCUCACCAGGCCCAGCACCCCCCCCCCCCCUCCCCCCUGGGCCCUCCCGGGGGCUUCCACACUGCAGACGAUGGGGGCACAGAGUGACAGGGUGCUUGCUACCCUACUAUAUAACCCAGGACAGUGGGGUUUCGUUUUACUCGUACCCCCAAUCAGUGCUUCUUAAACAUGCCCAUGUCUCUCUUCUACUCCUAACUAUAACUUACCACUACUACUGUACUACCACUACUACCAGCUUACUACUGUGCUGUCCUCUGCUCUACAGUCCGCCCCAAGGUAGUUAGUUGCCGUAGUUACUGCAUCUGUAGUGGUGGAUGCUGCUGUCUGUCUUCAUGACAACUAACCUCAUUGCCCAUCAGUGCACAUGUAAAUAGAUGCAGUCUGCCAUGCUAGGAGCACAGUGAAAGACCAGACUGAUUUUAAUUCUUAUUUUGUUUUUGACUUUAUUUAUUGUCUGCAUUUUGCUGGUGUAAAUAAGGUAAGCCGACCUGUUUUGCUGAGUAUAGGGUUUGUGUUUGACCAGAGCCAGGUCGGAUGGGGGAAAUAAAUAUAUUUUUCGGUGUGUGUGUGUGUUAGCGGGGUGGGGGGGGUAGUGACACAGGAAGUAAUGUCAGAGUGGAACUCAGGGGAGGCAGGUUAUGGGAAAUCAAUCGGCAUCAGAGAUCCACCAACGUUACCGGGUAAUGAAUAAGGGUUUGGUGGGGGAGCAGAGGUUUGACAGAACAGGGAUGUUUUUGAAAUUUGAAUCGUGAGUCUGUGCAUUGUUGUUACAGACCUGGUGGAACAGGGUUCAAACUUUUCUUCUUGAUGGUUCUAUCCAUGGACAUGUUGUGUAUCCGUCAGGUGAUCCACCCACAUCCACCUUACAUACUUAGUAACCACACUUAGUAACCAUAAAUAAUAACCAUACAUAGUAACCAUACAUAGUAACUACACUUAGUAACCAUAAAUAAUAACAAUACAUAGUAACCAUACAUUGUAACUACACUUAGUAAACAUAAAUAAUAACAAUACAUAGUAACCAUGCUUAGUAACCAUACAUGCCUGCUUAGUUACCAAACAAAUGUCUUCCAUUCUAAAACCAGACCCUCCCACGUGCCCUGCUCCUCAAUGUAAUACUGGCUGAGAUGGUUUUGGACUAGACGAGUCAUCCAUGGUUGGGCUAAUAGUUAUUAAAAAAGGGUCAGACUGGAUGUGUUACACUAGGUACUUUGGAUGUGUUACACUAGGUACUUUGGAUGUGUUACACUAGGUACUUUGGAUGUGUUACACUAGGUACUUUGCGAACUCUCGUCUACGCAAGAAGGACUCAGUCUACCUUUGGUUAGAACCGUUCCAUGGUAGAUUUGCCGAACCAAUCAACUACAUUCUCCCAAUUAGUUUGCUGGCUACUUUCGGAGGUUUGUAGGGUGUUUUAAAAAACAUCAGUGACUGGGUUGUCUCUAACCAGUCAAAGUAUCAAAGCUAAUUACAUACUUAUUGCUGAAAGAAAUGUUUGGGGUUGUGGCUUUUGGCCAGAACAUGGAGUUUAAAAAGCCAGCCAAUCAGCAAAGGAGAAUCUAGGGUGUCAUGAUUUGUGUCGAGUGUCAAUAAAUGCUUCGGUGGUCUGGGAACACUGGAGUCAUUUCUUCUUAAGCACUGAGUAUGAACACUGGAAAUGAAGGCCCAAUGGAGAGACAACAUAUGGCUGUCUGGGAUACCCUGCGGACUUGGCUUCUCUGGAGCUGUUGUCUUACUGCUGUUAGCAAGAAAACCUGUGUAUUGAAGUUACUGAGUCACACUACUGUUUUCCACCAGCUUGACCGGGUCCUGUGGACCGUGCAUAUAUGGACACACACACACACACACACAAACUGACUGUUGUUUGCUUGAGAAAUGAUGUCUACACAUCAUGGCUCUUGAUUUUAUUACAAAUCAAAUCAGUCUGCUUCCGUUGGGAGGGAAUGAGGGGAGAGUUACUGACAGGGGAGGUUAGGGUCUUCCUGGGUUACGUCAGAUCCCCUAGAGCGGACUGCUCCGCUCCAGAUCUCCACUGCAGAUUAAGGGAGGUGAUUUGUCUCGGCGGAACACUGCUGACGGCAUGCUAAUCUGACACUUCCACGCAGGGUUCACUGGCCUGGCAGUCAUGGUAUCGUCGCCAGCAUCGGCCACGUUCUGCAGGUGAGGGAGGGAGUUGGCAUCUUUCUGCGGCUGUGGUGGUGUCCGAACACAAGCCCAUAACAUGCACUCCUGCGCACGUAGUUGUAGAUUUGUGUUUGGCCAUUAUGUGGAACCCAGAGCUUCCGGAACAUACAGCUGUCUUUGUGCUGCGAUGUUGAGAGGAUCACUUUGCUCUCUGACUGAAAGAGACUAAAUGCCUUUCUGUAUCCAUUAGGCAGUGGUUUUUCACGAACCUGGUCAAUCGUCUAAGGCAAAAUGACAGUUUACAGUGGCCAACGUCCUGCUCUUUUCUCUGAGCCUGGUUGAUUUAACACAUGCAUACCUAGGGUGUUCAUGAGUAUCAGUUAAGAGAGAAUUUACAGACCCGUCCAUCAAAUCCACUGCUUUGGCAUUUGUAGAUGGGGCCCAUCAACACAUUCUGUGUGUCUCAAUGUGUCUGUGUGUGUAUAUAAUGUGGGAUAUGUCGUUUUGAUGAUCUGGAACAAACAGCGUGUCCGGCCAGGAUCCGAGUGAUUUUACUGUGUCUGGUCAGACUGGAGUCCUGAGAUAAUGAACGCAACCAGGAGAGGUUAGAGAACUCAGACGCUUCGACAUUGUUAACACUGAUAACAGGAGGAGUUCGUUAGAGAAUCGUUUUUUCCUUCAGAUUCCGUGUGGCUCCCAGGUCCUCAGCUGGCACAAACCGUCGGUAGAUUUUCUAAUGUCUUCUAACCCUCCUUUUUUCUCCCAUCCUCUUUUUUUCUAUGCAUUUCUAAUGGUGGUUCCUCGCUCAAGAGAGGCCGACCCCUGCUGCUUCAUCGUCAGACUCUGUUAUCACUAACACCAAUCACAACAUUUCAUUUCAACUCUCAAACCAUCUUUCUAGCCUCAUUUUAGGCAUUAGUAGUUUGUUUUCACAAGGGCUAUCUUUCUGGACGGGUAGUCUAAACACACACCGAGGGACACAAAAACGGAAGGAAAGGAAACUAUGUAUUGGUACACAUCCCAGAGCUCAAGAAACUUCCAGAAGACCCAGCAAGUGGAACCCAGAGAACUGACCCCAUGUGAUUCUGGAUCCCUAAAGUGAUUCUCCUCCACAAACUGUGUGUUCUAGUGAAUAACCUGGUGACUAUCCUCUCCACUUGGCUUCUGUCUGUGUGAAUAACAACACGUAUCCCCCAUCCAGUCCACACAACAAUACUAGUUUGUGUUUUCCCGGAUGCGUAUUACUGUAAUAAUAAUGUUCAGUUCAGAGUUCCCCAUGGAUGUCAAAUGGGUCACGGGGGUGGGGGGGGCGGGCAUUAAUAAGGAAACGUAAACAAAAAAGGUCUGGCUCAAACCAUUCCACAGCCAUGAGAUAUUGGAUACAUUUUGUACGCUGUUUGUUGCACAAACUUUUCAAGAAGCCUUCUGCACUGUGUAAAGGGGAUGAUGGGGGGGAUGGCCGGUCGGUACAGUCCAACCGUUUUGAAUCAUGAACUUGUAAAUAUGUUUUCAUACAGCAAAACUUUUGAUAAUGUUUUAAACGUACCUGUAAAAAAAACGUAUGUACAUAAGGCUCCUAAACAAGGAGUGUAGACCAUAUAUGAGUUUAUUUGUACACAAGAGUACUGGAUUUUCUUUACUACUCGAUUGUAACUAAACAUUAAUAAUCUGCCAAAGUGUUUUUAUUAUUUUUCUUCCUGUCUGUUUUUCGUUUUGUUUUGCUUUUUAACAGUAAAGCAUUGCAGAAUUUAGGUUGUUUAUACUGUAUUUAAUUAUGUUUAAUAGGUUUUGCUGUUUGGUGUUUCAAACAAGGGGGUUAUCAUUUAAUUUAUUGGUGCCUUGUUUGUGCUUCUGUAUAUUUUAUUUAGUUGUUUCCGUUUUGGUGUUUUGUGUCCAUGGGAAGGGCGGGCGCAGUAAAGAAUUAGCAACUUCUGUACUUACAUGGAAUAUCUGUACUGUAUGCCAAAAUGGUCUCACUCACGUUUUUAUGAAAUCAAGCUGUUGAUAAAUAUCUCUAUAUAUUGAUAUAUUACAUUUAUAAAAAUCA
This is a messenger RNA of Esox lucius (northern pike), 7252 nucleotides long. It is a transcript of the gene lrp8, whose product is annotated as low density lipoprotein receptor-related protein 8, apolipoprotein e receptor. The transcript has 19 exons. NCBI's taxonomy places the organism in Eukaryota, Metazoa, Chordata, Actinopteri, Esociformes, Esocidae. The coding region runs from base 103 to 3078 and encodes 991 amino acids. The record is from RefSeq and is a predicted model, not a curated record. Gene Ontology annotation, molecular function: protein binding; calcium ion binding.